CUACAGUCAAUUUUUAAUCGAGUUAUAAUGUGGUGGUAAACGUAGUAAAUAUGCUAGAAGUGCUAGAAAGUGGUAGAACACGUAGUCAGUACAUUCAAUAGUUCUUGCUAAAUGUUGCGAAUGAUUUUUUAAUGAAAACUGGAAGCAAGAACGAUGACGUUGAAGAGGACAGUAAUGCUGAUGAUUUUGGGUAGUGUUGUGUCAAUGGCAAGUACAACCCGUGUCCUGGAGUUAAGUGACAGAUUUCUUGAUAUUAGGAAAGAUGGACAGUGGCUUGUUAUGUUUUAUGCCCCUUGGUGUGCCCACUGCAAACGCUUGGAACCAAUAUGGUCUCAUGUGGCACAGGCCCUCCACAACACCAACAUUCGUGUGGGUCGAGUUGAUUGCACCAGAUUUACCAAUGUUGCUACAGAGUUUGGAGUGUCAGGCUUUCCAACAAUAUUAUUCUUGAAUGGGGAAAUUCAGUACACAUUCAAAGGAGACAGGACAAAGGAAGAAAUAGUGAACUUUGCCCUGCGAGUGUCGGGGCCUCCAGUAAAGCAGAUCACUCGAACAGAGAGCCUUGAGAAUCUGAAGGCAUCCAACCCGUUAUUCUUUGUUUAUGUAGGUGACCACGCAGGUUUGCUAUGGGAGUCUUACUCCGAUGUGGCUGAAAAAUUUCAGCCUCAUGGAUUUUUCUAUUCUGUCUCUCCUGAAAUUGCAAGAAAGCAUCUCACAGUAACAUCAAUUCCAUCUGUGUUUGUGUACAAAGAAAACACACAAUACAUAUUUCCAGCAGAACCAGUUAAUGAAGAUUUGGAGAUGGGGCACUUGAAUGCCUCCAUGUUUGGCUGGAUAAACGUUGAGAGAUUUGCAACAUUCCCGAAGGUAACACGAGGGAGCAUUAAUCAGCUAUUGCAGACAAAAAAAUACCUUGUUUUAGCUGUAGUGGAAGAGAAUAAGCUACUGGAGAUCCCCACUGAAAUGCUCGUGUUUCGAGAUAUGAUCGAGUCUGUCAUUAUAAAGAACAGAGAAAAGUUGCACAAAUGGUUCCAGUUUGGCUGGGUGGGGAGCCCAGAACUGGCCAAUUCCAUUGCAAUGUCAGUGUUACCACUUCCAUAUUUGCUGGUAGUAAACUCAACAACCAAUCAUCACCACAUCCCAGAGGAUGACCCAAGUCAGCUCACGCCAGAAGCCGUGACCAUCUUUUUGGAGCAGGUUUACAACCAUUCUGCUCCAAGCUAUGGUGGUAACACACUGCCUGUGAAACUUUACCGAACUUACUUUGAGGCCCGCACAUCGCUCUCUGAUAUGUGGCAUGGGAAUCCUGUGCUGACAGCUGUUCUUUUCGGUUUACCGCUUGGAUUCCUCACCCUGAUCUGUUAUUCUAUUUGCUGUUCUGACAUUAUGGAUGCUGAUGAUGAUGAUGAAGAAGAUAUGACACAUGAGAAGAAGGAAUGAAGUGUGACUACAGUGUUGACAUAUAUCAGUUCUAACACCAAAGCAAAAAUCAGAAUUUGGAGGCCAGGCUAUUGUAGGCAUCAGAUGCAGUUGCUGGUUUGACAACGAUGUGCCAUACCGAACAAGAUUAUAAUAUCAAAGGGGUUAGCGAUUAAUUAAUUAUAAGUUCAUAUAAGUUGAAGCUGCUAUCACUUUCAUCUAAAGGUAUGCUAAUUUAAACCUCUAAUGCAGGCAUCUUAUUUGCUUAAUUCAGUUCUGUUCAAUAUUAGGAAUGGAAGGCAAAGGGAAUUUGAACACAGUGAACACUUGACAUGUUUUCAAAGAAGUAACGGCACCAUUUAUGAGUCUCUAAAAAUUAGGGUACUGGGUGCCACCUAAACGUUAAAAGUCAGAAGUUCACCAACAGAUGGCGUAAGUUUAUUAUAAUAGUGAUAUCUAUAUAAACAGGUAUUUAUAUGAUCCUAUUUAUUAUUACUGAAAAAGAAAGAUGUAAAAUUUUGUGAUUUUUAAACUAUAACACAUGCCAUUUAAUUAUCAUUCAGUAUUUAAAAAUGUAAUAACCAUCAAAAUACAGAAUGUUGUACAAUGUUUUUAUCCAUAUACUUUCUUUUCUGCAUUGCUAUUGUGUGACAAAUCAAUCCUGUAAUUUUAUGUUGCAUUUCUGGACAGGAAUUGGUGCCUGUUUUUGUAAGUGACAGUUUCUUGAACUGCUACAGUUUAUAACAUAUGAGUAAAGACUAAAUUCCAUCAAGUGCAGCAAUUGUUAAUAGGAAUAAAACCUUUACAUGUUUACACUGGUAUUGACCAUCAUCAGAAGGCAACCAACACUUCAAAGAAAAUACUUGACAAGUAUGACAUGCUUAUGUUGUCUUAAAAGGGUUUAAUUUACAUUGAUAUAUUUAAAACAAGUUGUGUUAAAAACCAAACAGUAUCUGUUCAGUUAUUUUAAAAUUUUGCUGUUUGAUUACAUGGACCCCAGUGACUUCUGUAUAUCUUUUCUGGUGGUAUGUAAAUGUCUUGUAUGGUGAGCCAUGUGUACGGUGUUUUAUGUGUUUUCCAGUGGGGUCAUGGUGCUGUAUGCUGAAACAUGUAAAGGUUUUACUCAUUAAAAAUUGUUGCACUUGAUGGAACUUACUCUUUAUUGGUAAAUUAGUGCCUGAUUUAUUAUAGAUUCUAAUUUCUCAUAUGACCAUGUCAGUACAUCCUUUCUUGAUCUCAUCUCAGAUUGCAUUUGUCUUUUUUUUUAUGCUGUCCAUGCCCAGUUUUCUUGAGUACAUUAUGCAAGGUAGGGGACACGUGGUAGCAUAGUUGGUUGAGGGGCUAUGCUACAAGCCGGAAGAUCGCAGGUUCAAGUCCUGA
Cryptotermes secundus is the source of this 2799-nucleotide messenger RNA. It is a transcript of the gene Tmx3, whose product is annotated as protein disulfide-isomerase TMX3. Bases 154 to 1440 code for a protein of 428 amino acids. Lineage: Eukaryota; Metazoa; Arthropoda; Insecta; Blattodea; Kalotermitidae. Gene Ontology annotation, cellular component: endoplasmic reticulum. Gene Ontology annotation, molecular function: protein disulfide isomerase activity. The transcript has 12 exons. Gene Ontology annotation, biological process: peptidyl-cysteine oxidation. The record is from RefSeq and is a predicted model, not a curated record.